UUUUUGUCCGCUGACCGUCCGUCCGUCCCCCCAUUCUCCGCAAAACAGUGAAUGUGAAGGCCCACGCAAAGACUGUCGACCGCUCCAAUCCUUCCGCCAUGUUCAAACCCUCCAAGCCGAUGAUGGCGCGCUUGCGCCUGACCACGAAGCAGGUCAAUGGCGGCUACUACAAAGGAAACCGGACCGGCUCCAUGGGUUACUUCGCAAAGAAUGGAUCCUACGUGAUCGACUGGAAGAAAGUCCGCACAUAUGUUGUCCCCGAGAACCUGGAUCAAUUCAAGCUCACCCCGUUCGUCACGAGAGUCAUGAGCCCGACGCAAUCCAAGUACACUCGACAGCUUGAGAAGAAAGGCAGGAUCAUCACGGUUGAGCGCGCUCUCGAGGGCAAGGACUACCUGGACAUGUGGGCGCUUGAUAACGGCCGGGAGGUCCUUGAACAGGAGCAGAUUGACAAGCAGCUCGCGAUAGAGGAAGAGCGCAGGGCUGCCCAGGCCGCGAAGGCCGCGAAGGCUGCGGAGGCUGCGAAGGAGGCUGAGGCCGCUGCCAGGAAAAAGGCUAGAAAGGCGGCUUGGGCAGUUAUCCACAAGGAACAGGAGCAGGCCAAGCUUGCCGCCGAAGCCGCAGCGACUAAAUCGACGACAUCAUGAAAUAUCCGCAGAAGAAAUACGUUGAUUCCGAACCAAGUCUAUCACUGCUUACGGCAGUCGCUCACCCCUGGCUACAGCGGUAGCCAACGGUGGCUCAACGAGGCAUGUUGGCUCUCACGCUGGGGGGGUGUUUCAGCUUGUCCUCAUGCGCUGGUUUGUGUGGAUUGUAUCAUAUGUAUAGUGGUUUGUUUGUGGUGCUGGAGGGCUGUCGCGAUGGUCCAUUUGGACUUCACAUCAGCCAGGGCGCAGAGGGGCUGACAGGUUGCUAUCGCCUACUGGGUCAGCAUCUCAUAAAUGCAUGUAUUGGUUUUGGGGCGUCUCUCGGGUUUUCUUGCAGUUCAGCAAUUGAUCAUACAGUCUUUCUUUCUUCUCCGAGUACCUGGAUUUUCUUGAAUCGAAUUAAAUAGACCUUCGAUCUGGGAAUAGAUGAUCUGCUCAGAAGCAGAUCACGGCUGCG
Messenger RNA from Aspergillus brunneoviolaceus CBS 621.78, 1104 nucleotides. Its product is annotated as mitochondrial 54S ribosomal protein mL41. The coding region runs from base 99 to 647 and encodes 182 amino acids. The record is from RefSeq and is a predicted model, not a curated record. Gene Ontology annotation, biological process: translation. Gene Ontology annotation, molecular function: structural constituent of ribosome. Gene Ontology annotation, cellular component: mitochondrial large ribosomal subunit. The transcript is spliced from 2 exons. Lineage: Eukaryota; Fungi; Ascomycota; Eurotiomycetes; Eurotiales; Aspergillaceae.